Messenger RNA from Batrachochytrium dendrobatidis JAM81, 1260 nucleotides. RefSeq lists its product as uncharacterized. Gene Ontology annotation, biological process: DNA replication-dependent chromatin assembly; nucleosome assembly. The transcript is spliced from 9 exons. The annotation marks the transcript as partial. Lineage: Eukaryota; Fungi; Chytridiomycota; Chytridiomycetes; Rhizophydiales. Gene Ontology annotation, cellular component: CAF-1 complex; nucleus. Gene Ontology annotation, molecular function: protein binding. The record is from RefSeq and is a predicted model, not a curated record.
AUGAAGGCGAAAACACUCCAGAUUCUAUGGCAUGACCGCAGUCCUGUGUUCUCUGCAGACUUUGAACAAAUCCUCGAUGGUCGACUCGCAACAUGUGGUGGUGACAACAACGUUCGGAUAUGGAAGGUUGUCCGGAUCAACGACGAACCUCCUAAAAUGGAGUUUCUUGCAACUCUUUCAAGACAUACUGCUACGGUCAAUUGUGUGCGAUGGAGUCCAACCGGUGGAUUGAUUGCUUCUGGCGGAGAUGAUGGCUCAAUCUUGAUAUGGCAACAGUGUGAGCAGCGGCAAGACUCCAUGUCUGAGGAUGACAAUGAAAACAUCCAAACAUGGCGAAUGACUUCGUUGCUGAGGUACAUUGCAUCUUCAGAGCUGUACGAUCUUACCUGGUCUCCUGAUGGACGCUUUAUACUUUCUGCAUGUGUAGAUAACACAUGUCGUAUCUAUAAUGUAGCUGAAAAUAAAUGUGUUCAUGUCAUGACUGAUCAUCAGCACUUUGUGCAGGGAGUCGCAUGGGAUCCGCUUUACCAGUUUCUUGCAACUCAAAGCAGCGACAGGUCUGUGAUUGUAUACGAGCUGAGCCUUUCUAAAGCAGGAGUGUUGAACACAAAUAUAAUUGCACGGCACUCCAAAAUUGAGCCAUCCAAAUUGGCAUUUAAAUCGUUCAUCUCAAAGCAAGAUUCUGAAGUACCAAUUGAUGAUACUGCUUUGACACCUAGCAAGUCCCACUUGGCUUUAUCAAGCACUGGAGAAACGGUUUCGAUCGAUUCUGCUACCCACAAGUCAAAAGCAUUUAGAAUAUUUCACGAUGAGAAUCUGACUUCAUUUUUUAGACGAUUGGCGUUUUCCCCUGAUGGAUCGCUUCUUGUUGUUCCUGCUGGACUGUCAAAUGCCCAUACUGUUUAUGUUUUUGGACGUGGAAAACUAUCUAGUGAUCCUAUUCUGCAUCUUGCUGGCCACAAAACAGCUCCAGUUGCCAUUCGAUUCAAUCACAACCGCUACAAACUUCUUCAAUCCACAUUAGAUACAGGAGUUCGUCCUACCAUCAAUCUUCCAUAUCGCUAUAUUUUUGCCGUAGCAACACAAGACACAGUUGUGAUAUAUGACACUCAACACAUUCGUCCAUUGGCAUUUUUUGGCAACCUGCAUUACGCAACGUUUACGGACAUGACGUGGUCCAGCGAUGGAAGAACGUUGAUCAUGUCAUCAAUCGAUGGGUUUUGUUCAAUGGUUGAAUUGGAUGAAAAUGAGCUUGGAGUU